Molecule: messenger RNA, 1066 nt
Organism: Heteronotia binoei (common prickly gecko)
Lineage: Eukaryota; Metazoa; Chordata; Lepidosauria; Squamata; Gekkonidae
Gene: IFT22
Product: intraflagellar transport 22
Exons: 5
Coding region: 296-856 (186 amino acids)
Biological process (GO): intracellular protein transport
Cellular component (GO): endomembrane system
Molecular function (GO): GTPase activity
Source: RefSeq, a predicted model, not a curated record
GCUGUAAACCUCACCCAGAACUAAGAAAACAAUCCUUAUGCAUACUCAGUCCCCUGGGAAUAAGCCUGUUGCACACAGUAGAUUUACUUUGAAGAAAACACACCAUGAAAGAGACAGGCUAACAAGCGCCGCUUCCUUACUAGGAUGGUGGGCGGGGCUAUUUUUCAGCCCAUAGUAACCGUCCCUAGUAACGCCGAGUCGCUGAAUUGGGCGGAGUCUGCUGGAGCAGUUUGCCCGUCUGCGCUCGGGUUGGUUUUGUACGCGAGGCCGAGGCUGCGCGGCCUCUUGAGAAGGGAUGCUUAAAGUAAAGAUCCUCUUCGUUGGCCCCAGUGAGUCUGGAAAAUCUGUUUUGGCAAACUUCUUGUCGGAGAGCACGGAAGGAAUCGGCAGCUAUAUCCCAACACAAGGGGUGAGGAUUCUGGAAUAUGAGAAGCCCCAUAUCAAUGAAAACAGCAAAGGCACAGAGUACCGAUUUGAAUUAUGGGACUGUGGAGGUGACCAGAAGUUUGAGACCUGCUGGCCAGCUCUGAUGAAGGAUUCCCAUGGUGUCAUCAUUGUCUUCAACCCAGACUUGCCCAGUCACCUGAAAGAAAUUGAGAUGUGGUAUUCCUGUUUUGUGCAGCAGCAACAGCUCCUCGAUAGCCAGUGCCUACUCAUUGCGCAUCACAAACCUGGCAGUGGAGGAGACAUAGAGAAUCUCACCUUGUCUUCACCCUUGAACAGACUGCAUCUGAUACAUUCCAGUCUCGAAGAAGAACCUGAGGAUGUCCGGAUGGAAUUUGUGAAGUAUCUUAAGAACAUUAUCAAUUUGAUGAAUGAGAACCGAGACAAAGAAGAGAUGUCGAUUAUCACAUGAAAGAUGGAGACUUUUUGGUGGAACAGAAAAUAAUUGUUAAAAAAGGGGGGGGGGAGAACCCCAACAGCAACAAAAAAGAUUGAAACUAAUGGCGAGUAAAAACUACCGUGCACUCUUCCUGAACACACAUUACAGACCUUUCUCCUCCUUGUACAACUAAUGAAAGUGAUUUGGCAAUAAAAGAUGUGUAACGCUCAGCUCAGGGUAAAA